AUGGGGCCUUUACUCUCCCUCUCUGCUUUCUUUUUCUUCUUGUGCCUACACGGCGCCCAAAGUGCCAUUGACGUCGGCACCGCCCGGGCCCAACUGUUCCGUGAGUUGAUAUCUCGCGCAGGAGUCUACAACGAAUUUCCUCCUGGUCCUCCAGCAUUACCAUGUGACCCAAAGUGCCAAUCACAGCCACCACCGCUAAAGGUUGGCAUUAUUGGUGCAGGUGCUGCGGGCUUGUAUUCAGCUCUGUUGCUGCAGAGCCUGGAUAUCGAAUUCGAAAUCCUAGAGGCAGACGGACGCGCGGGCGGAAGAAUCUACACCCAUUAUUUUGACCUGGAGAGUUGGAAGAAUUCGACCCCACAGGAGGCUGCGUAUUAUAAUUAUUAUGAUGCGGGUGCCAUGAGAAUUCCCGUUAUGCCCUAUAUGGACCGAGUGGUUGGGGCUCAAAACUGGUCCGUCGUCAGCUACGUGAACUCGCACGUCAGCGACCUAGCCGAUGCAAUUGAUCUGAUCCCAUAUAUCUUCUCUACCAACAAUACAUUCCAGCUGUACAACAAUAUAUCUGUUCAUGCCAACGUGACUCCCUCUGCCGCAACAUUCCAUGUCCUAACAACUGAAGGCGGGAAUAUUCCACCCUCCGAGUUCGCCGUUGUCAGUCCCGAUACGAUAUACAGCGACGCAAUCGCCGAACUGGUGGAUGCACUGCAGCAAAACAUCGAUAAAGGAUUUAAUAAGCUCAUGGAAUUCGACCAGCUGUCCGUCCGGGCAUACCUUUUGCAGAAAGGCUUUACCAACGCGCAGAUCAACUGGUUGGAGACUAUUGAGGAAGGAACGUUGUCCUUCGAUAAAGCAUCCCUUGCUCAGGCAGUCAUCGAACAAUGGAUAUUCACGGCUGCUCCUAUUGAUUCUUGGGUCACAAUCAACGGCGGGUUCGAGCGACUAAUCCAUGGACUUUUGAAAGUCCUGCAUAAACCGCCGAAACUGCUCAAUCGCGUGACUGCCAUCAAUCCCGGACGAGUGGAUUCCCUGACGGUUGUCGUCAACCAUACAAUUGAACAUUCUUAUGACCACGUAAUCAGCACAAUCCCACUUGGAGCAACAAGGGUCCUCGAUACAUCCACUUUGCCAGAUCUCUAUUACAACACCACGAUGGCGUGGCGAGCUCUAGCCUACGAUGACGCAGGCAAAAUCGGAAUUUGGUUUAAGACUCGCUGGUGGGAAAACCCUGAUGUGUUGCCUGCUCCUUUUGUCGGCGGACAAUCAUCCACAGACCUUCCUAUCCGACGCUGCGUGUACCCAUCCUAUGGGCUUAAUGUCCCCGAUGCUCCAGGAACAAUGAUCGCCAGCUAUACAUGGAGUCAAGAUGCUGAUCGACUAGCUGCCUUUUACCAAAGUACAGAUCAGGAAGAAUUCAUAACGCAUGUAGUCUUGGAGGAUAUGGCACGUCUACAUAACGUAUCCGUGUCAUUUCUCCAAGACCAGCUAGUGGAAGCACAUUUGUGGGACUGGUAUAGCCAACCAUACUCAGUCGGUGCUUAUGCUCUAUUUGCACCCGCACAAUUUUCAGACGUUCUCCCGCCCCUGAUGCGGCCGAGUUGUAACGGAAGACUACACACAGCGGGCGAGGCUACAAGCAGUGGUCAUGCGUGGGUUGUUGGCGCGUUGAACUCGGCGUAUCGUGCUGUUAUGGAGGUCUUGGCUGUCGAAGGCAGAGCAGAUCUGAUAGAGAAGAUGAGAAAGACAUGGGGAUCGGUAGAUGAGGUGGAUAUGGGCUGGUUUGAGUCCCCAAAUCCGUAA
Molecule: messenger RNA, 1794 nt
Organism: Penicillium samsonianum
Lineage: Eukaryota; Fungi; Ascomycota; Eurotiomycetes; Eurotiales; Aspergillaceae
Product: flavin monoamine oxidase family protein
Exons: 2
Coding region: 1-1794 (597 amino acids)
Biological process (GO): amino acid catabolic process
Molecular function (GO): L-amino-acid oxidase activity; polyamine oxidase activity
Source: RefSeq, a predicted model, not a curated record